CUUCUCUCUCAGUAUCCGCCUCCCGUUCAGUACCCAGGUGUCUCAGCAGCAGGAGAUGUGCGGAGCGCCAAACAAACCAAAAACUUUUACGCAUCGUGCAGCUUCACCUGCAGCGACCCUUUUUUUUUUCCUCCUCUCGGCUUCACACCUGAAUGUCAACAACAACAACGAAAACACGCUCUGAACUUCCGUCAGAUUAUCAUGGAUUAGCAUUCUUCCCGCAGGUCUCCGGGACCAUGAUCCCGGUCUCGGCUCAUCUUGGGUCGCCGCCGAGUCUUUUCAGGGAACCGAUCCGAGUUGGAUGGCCUCCACUCCCGUUUCCGCAUUCCCACGGCCGCCGUGCGCACUGCAGCCGCGGAGCUCUGAUCCAUGAUCUCACAGCGAAAAAACCGGUUCCUCCGGCUAAUCUACCCAACUAUUGCUGGCGGUGCAUUAUGCUUUCAGCGAGAGGCAGAGAGAGGAAAGCGAGGUUGCACGACUGGCCACUUUAGACCGUAGCAGGCCUGUGUUUAACCCCGAGGCGCGUCCUAUUGCCUUUCGAUCGGCGUUAGAAUAAACCUUAGAAUAAAAGCUGCAGCCGCGGUCCUUCAUGAUCCGGGAUGGAGGGCUGCUGUCGCAGGUGUAUGCCGUGUUUAAACCGGCUGUGGGACUGCAUAUGGCCAGACUUCCGCUACCCCAACAUCACCAACAGCAGCCGGGUCAUCGCGAACCCCGGCGCGGAGGCUCCGGCCGAGAUCCGGACCGUUUCGGGCGACAUCCGCGUCCCGGCGCCCAAGAAGCGGCCGGUGCAGCUGUACGCGGCGCUGUUCGACUUCGAGGCCCGGAGCGACGACGAGCUGACGGUGAAGGAGGGGGACAAGCUGUCGGUGAUCGAGAAACGGGGGGAGUACGUCCUGGCCAAGAAGCUGACCGGGUCUCUGGAGUCCGGGCUGAUCCCUGCCAACUAUGUGGCUCUGCUGCAGGACGAGUUCGCCAAACACAAGUGGUACUAUGGGAACAUAAACCGCGUGAAAGCUGAGAAGCUGCUGCUGGCUGCCCAAAACAAAGAUGGCUCCUUCCUGGUGCGCAUCAGCGAGAGCCACAGUGACGAGUACACCAUCUCUGCCAGGAGCGAGGGGAAGGUGUACCACUUCAGGAUCCAGCGCUCCUCCAUCGGCGCUUACUUUGUGUCCGACAAAAUCUCCUUCGCCACCCUGGGAGAGCUCAUCUCCUACUACCAGAAGAACUCCCGCAGCCUGGGAGUCCUGCUGGAGGAGCCCUGCGCCCAGCAGCGGGAGCUCUACGACAUGGAGCCGUGGGAGAGGCCUCGCGAGGAGUUCAGGCUCAGCAAGAAACUGGGAGAAGGCCACUUCGGGGAGGUGUGGGAGGCCGUGUGGACCGCCGAGAACCGCCGAGUCGCCAUCAAGAUGCUCAAACAAGAGGACACCAAGCAGGAGGAGUUUGUGAAGGAGGUGCAGGCGCUGAAGAGCCUCCACCACCCCAAACUGAUCCAGCUCCUGGCGCUGUGCUCCAGAGGAGAGCCGGUCUACAUCGUCACCGAACUCAUGACCAAAGGCAGCCUCAAGUCCUACCUCUCCUCUGCUGAGGGCCAGGUGCUAACAUCAGCUCAUCUCAUCUACAUGGGCAGUCAGGUAGCAGAGGGCAUGGCCUACCUGGAGGACCGACACAUCGUCCACAGAGACCUCGCCGCCCGGAACAUCCUGGUGGGGGACGACCUCGUCUGCAAGGUGGCCGACUUCGGACUGGCACGAAUCAUAAAGGACAGUGUGUACACAGCCAGUCGCAACACCAAGAUCCCGGUGCGGUGGACGGCCCCGGAGGCGGCGAUCUACCAGCGAUUCUCCAUCAAGUCGGACGUCUGGUCGUUCGGGGUGCUGCUGUAUGAAAUGAUGUCACGCGGCAAGAUGCCUUACGACGGAAAAAGCAACAAAGAAGUGUUGGAGCUGCUGUCGUCGGGCUUCCGGCUGCCCUGUCCCACACGCUGUCCCCCAAAUAUCUACCGCAUCAUGAUGGACUGCUGGGCCGCCGAGGCCUCCAAGAGACCCUCCUUCCACGCUCUGCACAGCCAGCUGGACACGAUAUAUGCCAGGAUUUACUUCAAGACCAUAGAAGUAUAGAAAAAGGGAGAGGAGGCGGGAGAAGAAGAAAAAAGUCAUGGGGGAACAGGGUAGGAGAAGAUCUCCAGGAGGUUUCUUCUUCCACACCAAACACAGCCAACUGGAUUUCCAUCUACUCCAGUACUGCAAAAAAAAACCUAGAGCUGUAGAAAGGGAUGAGGAAGUGAAGAAGAAGAGAGAGACCUUCAUGCACAACAGGGUAAACUUCAAAACCACAGAGUGAGGAGGGAGGGAGGAGAGGAGAUAAAAGAGGAGCCGCUAUAGGGAAGGAAGAGGAUGUGAUCAUGAAAAGGACGAGGGAAAAACAAGGAGAGAGUGAGUCGCCUUUCCUCUGACUUAAAGAGAGCGAAAGCAAAGCCGGGAAAUGAAAGAUGGAGCUGAAAGGUGGAACGGUCCACGUGUGAAAACUGCACUCGUGCCCGACACAAACUGAGCACCGAAACUCUCAGCGCACCCACAGCACCGACCUUAUUUCACUUUAUACCCCCUUUUUUUCCCCCCUUGUUUUCUAAAUUAUAUUUUAUUACUUCUGUAUGUGCCAUGUCUGUGUAUGCACACGUUCACAUGUUAUGAAAUCCUUCACAGGUCAGGACCUAAACGUUCAUCAACUGUGACUUUGACUGCAGCAUCAGCGCAGAGUCGACGUUACGUGCAAUAAUUAUAACAAGUGCUUCCUGGGUCUCCUGCCCACAAGCCUAGAGUAUUUUAGUCCGCCUACUUUGUAUUGCAGGGAUUUGAGAAGGCAAAAUGUGAUUUCACCGAUACAUUUGGAUACCGAUUUUCUGCAGAAUAAUAUGGGAACCUGUUUUUAUCUUCUGUGACCUGCUUUUGGGCUCAGACCCAGGGCUUGAAAGCACUCCAGUGGGCCAUAUAGUACUGUAUGUAUAUGUCUUAAGUUAUUAAUGCUCAACUGGGCCCACUAUAAUGGCCAGUCACAAUUAGAGUGCCUAUGUUUACACUUGAGACUUUGUACAAACACAGAAGAGAAACUGUCAAAAUGAAGAACACUGAGGCAAACAGGACUGCGCACGCGACCACACAUAUCCAGAGGACUUUUUUUUUGCGGUUCGGGAGGAGUUUUGGACAAUGCAAUUUUGGACUUUUAUGCAUGAUAUUUAUAGAAGACAGAGGCAAGUUCAGGAAACUUGAGCCAUAAUCAGCAAAACACAAAACAUUCAUUUGUGCAUUUUAGGCUCUUACGCCAUCAGGUACCAAACAGCAGCAACGGAAAAGAAAGAAUAAAGUAUUUUAGGUAUCAUUU
Molecule: messenger RNA, 3378 nt
Organism: Myripristis murdjan (pinecone soldierfish)
Lineage: Eukaryota; Metazoa; Chordata; Actinopteri; Holocentriformes; Holocentridae
Gene: srms
Product: src-related kinase lacking C-terminal regulatory tyrosine and N-terminal myristylation sites
Exons: 8
Coding region: 600-2117 (505 amino acids)
Biological process (GO): protein phosphorylation
Molecular function (GO): protein binding; ATP binding; protein tyrosine kinase activity
Source: RefSeq, a predicted model, not a curated record